AGACAUUUUAUCGUUGGUUCGAUUUAUUGUCGACAAAUAUCCCUUCUUUUUAUUUUUUGUGAUUUGACAUGCAAAAUUUUUGUAUUCUUUUUUUUGUAUCGAACUGUUUGUAUUUAUUUAGUGCAAUUUUUACAUGGCCUAUCAAUGUUUUAUCAAUUUCAUUUUUUGGUCGAAGUUUAUCAAUUAUUCAUAUGUCACUAUGCUCUAAGAAAUUCUUUAUCAAUUAAUUUCUUUACCUGCCCCCUACCCAGGUAUUUGAGAUUGACCCCCUAACGGAUCAAUUCCAAUUGACUUGUCCCAAAUUGCUCCAUUCUGCUUUUUAUUGCCAAACGAGACAAUUUAUUUCAAUUGUCUCAUUUUGAGGCAAUUCUUUUCAAUUGAUCCAUUGCAUAGAUCCAUCCAAUCCAAACGAUCCCUAGAUUAAUUUAGCAAAUUACUAAACACUUCCUAAAAAAAAUGAGAAUAGUCAAGGUUAGGUCGUGAGUUCGUGAGUUCGAAUCCGAAGUCUAACCCCUGCUUGAAUUGUUAGUAUUUUUCUUUCUCCCACACGCCUUUUGCCCUUUUCUCUAAACCCUUGUUCCUCCUAAUUUCAGAUUUUAUAAACCCUAUUCCUUUCCACAGAUUCCUCCCGCCCCAUCUUCCCUCGCCGCACCGUGAAAGCAAAAUUCCAAGAGAGAGCGCGUCCUUUCUCUCUGUCUGUCGAAUUUCGUCCUCGGCCGCCAGUACUCGCUAUUGCAGUUGCAGCAGCAGGGAGGGGAAUUAACGGCGGCCGUAAUUACUGUGUCCGCAAUUUGCUUGUCAUAGCUGUGGAUUUGGUGCAUGAACUUCAGUUUGCCUGCUUGUAAGGUUAGUGAUCGAGCAACGUUAUUCUGUUAGUAAAUUUUGAGACACUGAGAGUUGAAUGAAGAUAGAAUCAUUUUGUAUAAAUAUGAUAUCCUCUGUUUCCCUUGUGUAAUAAUUUCUUCGUUGGUCUGUUGUUUUCUCUGAGAAAAAAGAAAAUCUUGUUGUGUCUGGUAAUACAGCUUAUUUCCUUGUUUCUGGAAUCCUGAAUUUUAUAAUCCUCAAUCCAGUCAAUUCCGAUCAGAGCUCAAAGCACAUGAAGCUACUGCGAAUUUAACAGUGAAGCAGUUGCUACUUUGAGUUUUGUUUUACUUGUGACUUGUCAUUCUGCAUCUUCUUCAGAGCUGAGCUGAAUUAGUAGCAAUGUAUUUGACUCGGUCUUUUGACUCGUUUCUUGAUUCUAUUCGACAGUGUUAGUUUGACAUAAAACUAGUGGGUGAAAUGGAGACUGGAUAAUUGGAUUCCCAUGGAAAUUCUAAAGCAUCUUUUAGUAGUAUACAGACACCCAAUCGCUGUGGAGAUACACUGAAGUUGCUUGAAAUAAUAAAGUUUCCUGCUUGUUGUUAAUUGUUAUUGCCCACCUAUGUCUUACUUUCCUUCUGAACUGACCUGUAUUUCUGUCCUGAUAGCUUGUUCUUAACGUAUCUGCUUCAGCACUGUGCAGUCUUCCAAGGCUACUGAAUAGCGGGCUUGUCAGUUGGAGUUGGAGAAAGGAACACAUUGCAGAGUCCGACAUGGAAAUCGAUUUAGGAGAAAUGCCGUUUAAUAUGGCCUUCCAUCCCUCCGAUCACUUGGUCGCUGCUGCCCUAAUCACUGGAGACCUUCACCUAUAUCGUUAUGGUGCUGACUCCACUUCACAGAAGUUGCUUGAAGUGAAGGCGCACACUGAAUCUUGUAGAGCUGUUCGAUUCAUCAAUGGUGGACAGGCAAUCAUUACUGGGUCUAAGGACCGAUCUAUCUUGGCGACAGAUAUAGAAACUGGAACUGCAAUUGCUCGUCUAGAAGAUGCUCAUGAGGAUGCCAUCUAUAGUUUGAUCAACGUCACAGAAUCAACUAUUGCAACUGGAGAUGACCAAGGCUGCAUGAAGGUAUGGGACACUCGGCAACGCACUUGCUGCAACUCUUUUACUGCUCACGAGGACUAUGUUUCAGAUAUGACUUAUGUACCUGAUUCAGGGAAACUGCUGGGAACAAGCGGAGACGGGACUCUUUCUGUUUGCAACCUUAGAAGUAACAAGGUCCAAACCCGCUCUGAAUUCUCAGAAGAAGAGCUGUUAUCUGUGGUUAUCAUGAAGAAUGGUCGGAAGGUUAUUUGUGGUUCACAAGAUGGGACGCUAUUAUUAUAUUCAUGGGGUUUCUUCAAGGAUUGCAGUGAUCGCUUUGUUGGUCUAGCUCCAAAUUCCAUUGAUUGUUUAUUGAAGCUGGAUGAAGAUAGAGUCAUUGCUGGAUGCGAGAAUGGGCUUAUCAGUGUGGUUGGUAUAUUGCCCAAUAGAGUCAUCCAGCCACUUGCUGAGCACUCGGAGUACCCUAUUGAGCGACUUGGGUUUUCUCACGACAGAAAGUUCCUUGGCAGUAUUUCGCACGAUCAUAUGCUGAAGUUCUGGGAUAUGGACGAGUUAUUGCAAAGUGAUGACGCUGCUAAUAAUACUCGAGAGGAUCAAUGUGAUGCGUCCGAAGAUGAUGAUGGUGAGGGGAUGGAUGUGGAUAUGAAUCCUCCGAAGUCCAAGAAAGGGACCAAGAGGAAAAAUGUGCAAAAUGGUAGUAGCAGUGGCAAUACAAGUGCCGCCUUCUUCUCCGACAUGUAGAACCUUAACGAACAUAGUCUGUAUCUCUGUUAGUGAGUUGUGGAGAACUUAGGGGACCAAAGUUUUUCUUAUGGAAAUAUGACUCAUUUUCCUAGCAUUGGUUUAAGAUUUAUAUGGAUUGCUGUGUGAUGUAAAAAUCUGCCUUUUAUUUUCCUUUUUGCCCUACAAUCGGUUCUAUUUUACUUCAAAGUUAACGGAAUAUACUUGAUGACUUCAUUCCAUUGGCAAUCGAUGAAAGAUUGAACAUGGUUGUAAUAGGCAAAUUACCACAAUGAUGCUAGGCACUUGAACGGACAUCAGUCAUUAUCAAAGUGGUGAGCGAAGUGUGAUAGCAAUUUCGUCGGUCAAUUUCGAUCUAUGAAAUGAAUAUUUUUCUCAUCA
Molecule: messenger RNA, 3026 nt
Organism: Linum trigynum
Lineage: Eukaryota; Viridiplantae; Streptophyta; Magnoliopsida; Malpighiales; Linaceae
Source: the annotation of a GenBank genome assembly